This is a messenger RNA of Zootoca vivipara (common lizard), 1928 nucleotides long. Lineage: Eukaryota; Metazoa; Chordata; Lepidosauria; Squamata; Lacertidae. The record is from RefSeq and is a predicted model, not a curated record.
GUCCCUUUCGCGGCACGUGAGGUCGCUGUCGGCUCCCGCUCCGCCGCCUCCCGAUCCCCGGGGGCCUCCGAGGCCGCGGAAGAAGAGGGCGCUCGUGUCUCCCGCGCCGCGCCAGAGGAGGGAUGGCGGCCCUGUGGAGAGGCUACCAGAGACUGAUGGCCCGGCACCCGUGGAAGGUGCAGAUCGGCACCGCCGGGACCCUGGUGGGCGUGGGAGAUGUGAUCUCCCAGCAGGCGGUGGAGAGGAGGGGGCUGGCUGGGCACAGCAGCCGGCGGACCCUGAAGAUGAUGGCUAUCGGUUUCUGCUUUGUGGGUCCAGUCAUCGGAGGCUGGUACCACGUCCUUGACCGCCUGGUGCCCGGCACGACCAGGGUGGCUGCGUUCCAGAAGAUGCUGCUGGAUCAGGCCGGGUUCGCCCCCUGCUUCCUGGCCUCUUUCCUGGCUGUGGCAGGAGCGCUCAAUGGCCUGUCCUCGGAGGAGAACUGGGACAAGAUCAAGCGGGACUACACGGAUGCCCUGAUCACCAACUAUUACAUCUGGCCGGCUGUGCAAGUGGCCAACUUCUACUUCGUCCCCCUGAACUACAGGCUGGCCGUGGUCCAGUGUGUUGCCAUUGUCUGGAACGCCUAUCUCUCCUGGAAGGCCAACCAGCUGUGACCGGCGGACGAGACUCAUCCAGACUCCAGCCCCUCUGCACCCUACUCUUGUCAUCCACUACGGUCUUGUCUAGCAGUUCUGGGCCCUGUGCCCCCACCUGUCCCAUGACCAGGGGGCCAGGCUGCUCCAUGCACACCCCCUCCCCAAUACUGGCCCCCAAGUGGCAGAGAGGAGCCUGGAAGCCCUGAGAUAUUGUUGGGCUCCAGGCCCCAGUUGCUCCCAGUGGCUGUGUGGCCCAAUUGUCAGGGGUGGUGGGAGCUGGAGUCCAGCCACAGGUUCACCCCCGAUGGGCCGUAUCUGUUUUGGAUGGUCUCUGGCAAGGGAAGCCCCCUCUGCCUCGACACCCGGCUCCCAGGCAGCACCUGGAAAGCAGCACCAGCCACACAUGAGGGUCGAGGAAGAAGAAGAAGAGUUUGGAUUAGAUAUCCCACUUUAUCACUACCGGAAGGAGUCUACAAGCGCUAACAUUCUCCUUUCCCUUCCUCGCCCACAACAAACACUCUGUGAGGUGAGUGGGGCUGAGAGACUUCAGGGAAGUGCGACUAGCCCAAGGUCACCCAGCAGCUCGAUGUGGAGGAGCGGAGACGCGAACCCGGUUCCCCAGAUUACGAGUCUACCACUCUUAACCACUACACCACACUGGCUCAUCCUGUGUCAUUGGGAGGCCCCAGGGGUGCUGUGACCCCUGUCCCCCCCCCUCACUUGCCUCCUUUGUCAGUGGGGAGAAACAGGCAGACUCGUCUAGCCCAUCUCUUGGCUCUUUCCCCAGGCAGAAUGCAUGGUAGCCUCUUGUGUCAAGUGAGGGGGCAGCCCGUGAGAGACCAGCCUUUUAUCAACUGGGCACAACCCUCAAAGCGCUCAUCACUUUACGUGGCUUCCAAAAAGUAUUCAGCCACUGUAUGAAGGAGAAAGGUCUAUUGGGGGCCAUUUUGGGAUGGCUGCUUGGAGCUUCCAUGUGCAGUGACAGUCUACCUCAAUCCUCGUUGCUAGGGAAGGGAAGCAAGGGAGGACACCUGGCUGACCACUGUGAUAGACUGCAUCUAUAGCCCUUUGUGGGCUUCUCUGACCUUCCUGUGAAGGAGGCUAUGGAGCGGAAUAAAUCCAUUGUGAAAAACAGUGUCUUCUGUCUUUGAUGCCGGCACACGGACUCAACUUGAGUCUCAGGACGAGGGUCUCUCAGGCCCAGGAGGUGCCGCGCGGCCUCUGGAUGAAAAGGUGGGUCUACAGCAAGGGUGUUUGUGUGGCCCCAGAGGAAGUGAGGAACAGGCAAAG